Pimephales promelas (fathead minnow) is the source of this 2358-nucleotide messenger RNA. The record is from RefSeq and is a predicted model, not a curated record. Lineage: Eukaryota; Metazoa; Chordata; Actinopteri; Cypriniformes; Leuciscidae.
AUGGAGCAGUCGGCGGGAGCUUUAUCUCUCUCUCUCUCUCAGGUGUUGGAGUGCGGAGAGGAGCGUCUGCUAGCGCUGACGGAGGUGGAGUGUGUGAAAGCACUAGCGGCUCAGCUGGUGAAGCUGCUUCGAGCUCAGAGAGACUCAGGACUUCCUGUCAAUCAGCUGCUGUGCGAAUACAACAAGACGUUCGGCUACAGCCUCCGCCUGCAGGACUACGACUCCGACACGCUGCCCGUCCUGCUCAGCAAACUCUGCCAUGUAGUGAAGGUGGUCGAUGCUCCCGAAGGGAAGGAGGUGCAGCUCAUUAACAGGAAGUCCCUGCGUGCCUUGACGUCUCAGCUGCUGGCGCUGAUGAUGUCACUUCCUGAGGAUCGUGAUCAUCUCGGAGUGGAGGAGCUGAGGCAGCAGUACGAGUUCGCUUACUCCACGCCGCUCAACCCCUGCGAGUACGGCUUCAUCUCGCUCACCGAGCUCCUCAAGAGUCUGCCGUACCUGCUGCAGCUCUCUGAGGAUGAUGAGGAUGACGGAGGCGCUGAGGAGCGUGUGAGUUUGACGAGACUCUACCAGUUCGCCCGCAGUGUCCGUGCGCUUCUGCACACCUAUCAUUAUAACCAGAUCUUCCUGUCGGAGUUCUGCGGCGCCUUCAGCAAAUACACCGGCCGAGAGUUUCAGCCGCUGGCGUACGGAUACAAGACGCUGGACGAGCUGCUGGCUGCCAUACCUCAGGUUGUCUGGAUCAAAGGUCACGGUCACAAAAAGAUCAUAGUCCUGAAGAACGAUAUGAGAGCUCGAGGCAGUCCAGCGGCCACUUUAGACAGUCCUCGUCCCGAUGAAGAGAGCCGGUCCACUGACAGCCCCGCCAGCGGUGAGCUGGAGCUGCUGUGUCUGGGUUCGGGAUCUCCCGUGGAUCUCCUGUGUGGCCCGGUCCCGUCGUGCCUGCCGUCUCCUCAGCUGCGACCCGACCCGGUUCAUCCCGGAGAUCUGAUGCGCUUCGAUCCGGUUCACGAUCGGCAGCCUCGACCGGCCAACGGCCUCCUCGCCGCGCCAGAGAACGAGUCGAGCCGAGCGAACGCUUGCAUUACGGACAGCCCCGGUCGACGGACGACACGAAACAAGGUCAAACUAGCGGCUAACUUCUCCUUCACGUCAGGCUAACGGCAAACGACAUCACGGUGUCAUCGUUAGCAUCUCCGUGUCCUUCCCUGUACAGAAACAUCACGUGAGAGGAAACAGUCGUUCUGUGUGGGGAAUUUCUGUUUUCCAAACUAUUAUGAACUCAAAACCAGCUUUCGUUACUACAAACGUCUCGUGUGAGCCUGAGACGCGCCGAUCGGAACUGUGAAAUCAUGACGCUUUCAUCCAAACCUUCAUUACGGUGAAUCUGUGCCUUUAGUUUGAGACGUUAUUUGUGUUGUUUGAAGCACAUGGGCUUCGUUGAAUGAAAUCGAAGGUUAGCCGUGUUCCUCUCUUUUAAACGCAUCGCCCUCGUCACAUGACUCACGGAAGCCGAAUCGCUUAAGUUCAUGUUGUUGAAUUGAAAUUCUUAAAGGAAUGUUUAGUUUAAUCCGCCUCGUUUCAGAUUCACGGGCGUCCGGACGAGCUCCAGCGGGCACCCUCGUCAUCGUAUAUAUCUGCAGUUUGUCGUUUAUUUUGGUCCAGAAGUUGCUUUGUAAGUUAUAUGCACAUCGUGCAUAAACCCUUGUUUAGUCAGUUAGCUGCAGUUUCCUGUUUUAUGUGUUUUAUGGCAUAAUGGUGCUAAUCAGACGAUGUUCCUCUGGAAAUGCCAAGGUUGUUUUGGUGAACCUUGAGUUUGCGUCUUCGCUCUCGGUGAUUCGAGCCCGGCUCUUACAAUGGUUUGUAUCGGACGCCCUCGGUCACGGCGCGUUUGAUCUGUGUCACAUAAAACCAACGAACCGAACGCUCAAGUGUUCUCGUGACCGCCGAACGCAUCGCUGUGUUGAUGUUCGACGGCACGUCUUCUUUUAAGGGUGUCUCUCUCGGGUCCUGGAGUGUUUCUGGAAGCUGAAACUCUGCGGUGGAGACGUACAGAAGAGAAUAUGCAUGUUUGCAUAACGUUCGCCUCUCGUGUCGUUGUUGGAUAGAUGGAGAUUUGGUUUGUGUGUGUGUGUGUGUGUGUGUGUGUGCGCCUCUCCGUUCGUCAAGUGCAGUUUUAGUAUUUGUGUUUAUCCUCUCGGGUUUGCGACGUCAGCUGAUCAUCGUCCGGUUCGUGUGAAAUGGAAGUUCAGGCUCGGAGGUCUUGUAUGAUUUUAGUCUCCACCAGAAACUUGUUUAUUUUUUAUUUUUAUGUAAUGACCAAAUAUUUUCUGCCAUGUAUAAUAAAUAUCACAAGCAUCA